AUGAAAUACAUGUCUGUACUACGACCAAAAUUAGUGUUAAUUGGUAAUCGCUGCUAUCGAAAAAAUCCUCAUUAUAUUCUUGGAUUGAGUAGUGACCAUGCAGAAGAGGAGACAAUCGAAGAUUUUAUCAGUGAUAAAAAUAUUGCUGAUGGUGAUGGAGACGAGAAGUCAACUACCACUGUUAACGAUAUGUAUGAUGAUGAAACAUGUUCUGUGUCAAUGAGUACAACUGAAUCGAAUAUUAAACUUUAUAAUGAUGAAACUAAUGCUAAUAUCUAUUAUAAUAAAAGACAGAAUGCGUACGUAUGUGAAUUAGAUGUUUCCCAAGCAUUUUUUGGUGGCAUUAUUGGAAAAUCUGGUGAAACAAAACAACGUAUUGAACAGGAUACUCAAACUCACAUUCAACUUCCUCGACGUAAUGAAUAUGGUCCAAUAAUAGUAAAAGGAUUGAAUAAACAAAUGGUUCAAUCGGCAUGUACUCGUAUUCAAUUGAUUAUUGAUCGAUCACGACAACAACAACCAUUUACACAUUUUUUAUCCAUACCCAUUUGUAUGACAAAUAAUUCACUUAAAGCAAAAAUAUUAGAAUUUAAACAAUUAAUAAUGGAUCAAUGUGGAACAGAUCGUGGAAUUAGUGAUGAAAUAUUUCAAAAUCCAAAUAAAUUACAUUUAACUAUUGGUACAUUGGUAUUGAUGACUGAUAGUGAAGUUGAAACAGUAGCAAAUGUAUUAUAUAAUUGUGAAAAUACAUUAGUUAAAGAAUAUUGUAAUAAUAAACCAUUUGUUGUUCGAAUGAAAGGUUUAGAAUAUAUGAAUGAUGAUCCAAGUUAUGUUGAUGUUUUAUAUUCAAAAAUUGAACUUGUAGAUCAUUCACAACGUCUUCAAUUAUUUGUUGAUCGUUUAAAUGAUAUGAUGUUAUCAACAGGAUUAAUGAAACAACAAUUUGAACGAAUUAAAUUACAUGUAACAAUAAUGAAUUCUCUUCUAAGAAAAGAUCAUACGGGUAUUUUACAAGCACAAAAAACGACUGGAGGACGAGUCAAAUUUUCAGAUAGAGAAUCAUUUGAUGCAAAAACAAUAUUGAGACUAUUUAGUACGUAUGAUUUUGGUGAAUUAACAUUAGAUGAACUACAUUUAUCAAUAAUGCAUGAACCAAAUAGAAAAACAGGAUAUUAUGGAUGUACACUCAAAAUACCAUUAAGAUAA
Messenger RNA from Didymodactylos carnosus, 1206 nucleotides. NCBI's taxonomy places the organism in Eukaryota, Metazoa, Rotifera, Eurotatoria, Philodinida, Philodinidae. The record is from the annotation of a GenBank genome assembly.